Molecule: messenger RNA, 936 nt
Organism: Pseudophryne corroboree (corroboree frog)
Lineage: Eukaryota; Metazoa; Chordata; Amphibia; Anura; Myobatrachidae
Gene: NMU
Product: neuromedin U
Exons: 10
Coding region: 173-748 (191 amino acids)
Biological process (GO): positive regulation of smooth muscle contraction; positive regulation of synaptic transmission; neuropeptide signaling pathway
Cellular component (GO): terminal bouton
Molecular function (GO): neuromedin U receptor binding
Source: RefSeq, a predicted model, not a curated record
CGCACCGCGAUCCGCCUGGAUCAGCCACAUGGCUACACUAUAAAAGUACGAGGCAGCACCGGGGAGCGCUGAAGUGCAGCAGGAGAGGAGCCCGGGGAUUGUAAGCAGGUGCUGGCAGGAGGGAUUUCCACACUUCUCAUCUUAUACUAGUCAGGGAAGACUGUGCUCUAAAAUGAUGCUGAGUUCCAGCAGCUGCAAGAGGCAGCAUCCUAUUCAGCACCAUGCCAGUGAGGACAGAGACCAGAGCAGGCACCACCAAUACACCUUCAGGGGGCAGACUCCGUGUGGCCUGCUGCUUCUCAUCAUUCUAGUGUCCUGGACUGGCAUCUGCCAAGGUGCCCCAUUUUCAUCUAAUAUGCUUAGAGCAGAGCAAGAGCUGCAGUUGUGGAAUGGGAUAGAUGAUGUAUGCUCUGCAGUGCUGUCAGAUUCCCAGCCUGCGGUGUCCAGUGGUUUAGAAGAAAUUUGUUUUAUGGUUAUGGGAUAUCUGCAAAAAUCUCAGGGUUCAGAUGAAAAAGACGACUCUAAAAGGUUCUUAUUUCAUUAUUCUAAGAGUCUUGACUCAGGAAAAUCAGACAUCACGUCGUCUGUCGUGCAUCCUUUGCUGCAACUCGUUCCUCAGCUUCAUGACAGAAGGAUGAAGAGAUUCAAUUCCGAAGGAGUGUAUAAGGGACCAGGAUUUUUUUCCAGCAGAAGUGCAAGCUUUCAGUACAAGCCACGUAAUGGAAGACGAUCAUCAGCCUUCCGCUAACAGGUUGACUGAGGCACAGAACAUCCAACUAUAAAGACUCCUUUACCCUAUGUUGUACACACCUGUAACAAUCUUUCACUAUAGAAUGUAAAGGCUACUACCAGAAAUUAUUUUUGGCUAACACUGCCAAAAUUUCCUUUAUUUCUUAAAUAUAUUCAAACAAAGCAUAUUAAAAUGAUAAUAUUGUU